Molecule: messenger RNA, 549 nt
Organism: Hippopotamus amphibius kiboko
Lineage: Eukaryota; Metazoa; Chordata; Mammalia; Artiodactyla; Hippopotamidae
Gene: C5H6orf52
Product: chromosome 5 C6orf52 homolog
Exons: 2
Coding region: 1-549 (182 amino acids)
Biological process (GO): selenocysteine incorporation
Cellular component (GO): nucleus
Molecular function (GO): tRNA binding
Source: RefSeq, a predicted model, not a curated record
AUGACCUUCUGCAAUGGAGCACAUUUAAGAGGUGCGAAGUCAAACGUUCAUGAAAGCACAGGUAGCUCUGAAGUAGCGUCGAGAUGUUCACGAGAUACGGAGAUCCAGAGAGGCAUCAGAAAGGACAGCGUCGUGCAGGCUUCCAGGAGAGCACAUCUCAGAGCAGUGAAGCCAGACUUCCAGUCCUGCCAGGGGUACCCCAUAGGCAACUGGUAUGAGCAACAGCACAGGUGUUAUCCUCUUCCUGGCUAUAGCUGUGGCUAUGGAACUGAUGGAAAUGGACCCAGCCUUUAUUCUGCGCAUGAGAUCUCCGGAUACCCAGCUGAAACUUUGCUUACACCCAAGGAAACCACAGCUCUGGCUGAAAACCAAGAUGAAGAUUCCCUAGAAGAUCCAAAUCUCCGUUUAAAUAUUGAGGAAUUAAACAAAGAGUUUAUGGUGAAAAGUGAAGAACUCUACGACUCUCUCAUGAAUUGCCACUGGCAGCCCCUGGAUACAGUUCACUCUGAAAUCCCAGAUGAGACCCACCAGAAGCAAGAUGGUCAUUGA